This is a messenger RNA of Microcebus murinus (gray mouse lemur), 5015 nucleotides long. The record is from RefSeq and is a predicted model, not a curated record. Lineage: Eukaryota; Metazoa; Chordata; Mammalia; Primates; Cheirogaleidae.
CCGGGGGUUGCAGGCAGCGAGGUGGGCCAGUAGAGAAGCGAGCGUUCGCCCGCUGCCCAGGAGAAGCCCUUGGAAGAAAGGUGGGAGAACGAAGGGGUGGGGUGCGGUGUCAGCGCAGGCGGAACGUGAAAUGGGGGAGGGGUGGCUGAGGGGUAGAGGUGGGCAGGUCGGCGGAGAGGGGAAGCCGAAUGUCCGAAACGGGGAGGAAUAGUUUUGUCUGCGGGGCGAGAGGGAGAUUCUCGAAGGUGCGGGCGUUGGAGGAUGUCUACUCCAGAUGAAUAGUGGGAAGGGCUGACUCAGAACUGGAAUAGAGAAUCUUGGAGCCCCAGGUUGUCUCUUGGAUCCUUGCGGCGGUAUUCUAAGGGGGCCACCUGGGCUUGGGACUCUUGGGGGCUUCUCGUUGUUGAGUAAUUAUUCCAUUAGUAAAUGUUCGAAGUGGCACUCAUUUGCUUGUCAGUUUACCCUUACAUUUGAAAAGGCUUGGACUAGUUUUUAGGACAAUAAAGGCCUACUUAGUCCUUUCGAUUGAAGGGAGGCAAAACUAAAAUGAGUACGUGUUCGGAUCUUAAGGAAUUUAAGUGUGUUUUAAAAUAACACAUAACUGCAAGCUAGAGAAUCCUUAACGCGUGAUAGCGAGCAUUCUAAUGUAUUUCCUUGAGCGUUUUCAGAAUCUAAACCUUAAAAUUUAACUUACUGAAGUCCAUUAUAAGAAGCUGUUGUAUUUGAAAUAAUAGAAUAGAACCUCUAAUUGAACCACAAAACAAUGAAUUAUAUUAAGCAUCUCCGUCUGUGAGAGAAAUGAAAACAAAUGUGAAGAAAAAGGAAGGAAAGACCCUUUAUUGUGUGUGCUUGUGUUUCACAUUGAGUAACAAAAGUGUAAUAAUUGAGAAGACUGCAACUGACAAUAGAGAUAUCUUUGAGCCUUUUGUGGCAGAUGAGUAUAUUGAACGUCUUGUAUGGAGAACCCCCGGAGGUGGCUCUAGAGGAGGACCUGAAGCUUUUGAUCCUAAAAGACUAUUAGAAGAAUUUGUAAAUCAUAUUCAAGAACUCCAGAUAAUGGAUGAAAGGAUUCAAAGGAAAGUAGAGAAACUAGAGCAACAAUGUCAGAAAGAAGCCAAGGAGUUUGCCAAGAAGGUACAAGAGCUCCAAAAAAGCAACCAGGUUGCCUUUCAACAUUUCCAAGAACUAGAUGAGCACAUAAGCUAUGUAGCAACCAAAGUCUGUCACCUUGGAGACCAGUUGGAGGGGGUAAACACACCCAGGCAACGGGCAGUGGAGGCUCAGAAACUGAUGAAGUACUUUAAUGAGUUUCUAGAUGGAGAAUUGAAAUCUGAUGUUUUUACAAAUUCUGAAAAGAUAAAAGAGGCAGCAGACAUCAUUCAGAAGUUGCACCUAAUCGCCCAGGAGUUACCUUUCGAUAGAUUUUCAGAAGUAAAAUCCAAAAUUGCAAGUAAAUAUCAUGAUUUAGAAUGCCAACUGAUUCAAGAGUUUACCAGUGCUCAAAGAAGAGGUGAAAUCUCCAGAAUGAGAGAAGUAGCAGCAGUUUUACUUCAUUUUAAGGGUUAUUCCCAUUGUGUUGAUGUUUAUAUAAAGCAGUGCCAGGAGGGUGCUUACUUGAGAAAUGAUAUAUUUGAAGAUGCUGCAAUACUCUGUCAAAGAGUGAACAAACAAGUUGGAGAUAUCUUUAGUAAUCCAGAAACAGUACUGGCUAAACUUAUUCAAAAUGUAUUUGAAAUCAAACUACAGAGUUUUGUGAAAGACCAGUUAGAAGAAUGUAGGAAGUCUGAUGCAGAGCAAUAUCUCAAAAAUCUCUAUGAUCUGUAUACAAGAACCACCAAUCUCUCCAGCAAGUUGAUGGAGUUUAAUUUAGGUACUGAUAAACAGACUUUCUUGUCUAAGCUUAUCAAAUCCAUUUUCAUUUCCUAUUUGGAGAACUAUAUUGAGGUAGAGACUGGAUAUUUGAAAAGUAGAAGUGCUAUGAUCCUACAGCGCUAUUAUGAUUCAAAAAACCAUCAAAAGAGAUCUAUUGGCACAGGAGGUAUUCAAGAUUUGAAAGAGAGAAUUAGACAACGCACCAACUUACCACUGGGGCCAAGUAUUGAUACUCAUGGGGAAACUUUUCUAUCCCAAGAAGUGGUGGUUAAUCUUUUACAAGAAACCAAACAAGCCUUUGAAAGAUGCCAUAGGCUCUCUGAUCCUUCUGAUUUACCAAGGAAUGCCUUUAGAAUUUUUACCAUUCUUGUGGAAUUUUUAUGUAUUGAGCAUAUUGAUUAUGCUUUGGAAACAGGACUUGCUGGAAUUCCUUCUUCAGAUUCUAGGAAUGCAAAUCUCUACUUUUUGGAUGUUGUGCAACAGGCCAAUACUAUUUUUCAUCUUUUUGACAAGCAGUUUAAUGAUCACCUUAUGCCACUAAUAAGCUCUUCUCCUAAGUUAUCUGAAUGCCUUCAGAAGAAAAAAGAAAUAAUUGAACAAAUGGAGAUGAAAUUGGAUACUGGCAUUGAUAGGACAUUAAAUUGUAUGAUUGGACAAAUGAAGCAUAUCUUGGCUGCAGAACAAAAGAAAACAGAUUUUAAGCCAGAAGAUGAAAACAAUGUUUUAAUUCAGUAUACUAAUGCCUGUGUAAAAGUCUGUGCUUAUGUACGAAAACAAGUGGAGAAGAUUAAAAACUCCAUGGAUGGGAAGAAUGUUGACACAGUUUUAAUGGAACUUGGAGUACGUUUUCAUCGACUUAUUUAUGAGCAUCUUCAACAAUAUUCCUACAGUUGUAUGGGUGGCAUGUUAGCAAUUUGUGAUGUAGCCGAAUAUAGGAAAUGUGCCAAAGACUUCAAGAUUCCAUUGGUAUUACAUCUUUUUGAUACUCUGCAUGCACUUUGCAAUCUUCUGGUAGUUGCCCCAGACAAUUUAAAGCAAGUCUGCUCAGGAGAACAACUUGCUAAUCUGGACAAGAACAUACUUCACUCCUUCGUACAACUUCGUGCUGACUAUAGAUCUGCCCGCCUUGCUCGACACUUCAGCUGAGGUUGAAUUUACAAAGGGAAUGUGUUGUACUUCAGCAGGCCUUGGUUGAUAGAAAGCACAGGAGACUCCUUAUGACACAGCCAACAUUUUAUGGAAAAAAUGACUGUUUGGAAGAAAACAGCAGCCAUGGUUACCUUUAAGGUUUUAUGUGAUGUUUGGACACCACUAGCUAUAUUUUGUCCCCCCCCUCCCCCGACCCCUCUCCCCCCCACCAAGUUGAAUUUUAAUUCCAUUCUUGAGCUUAUAAAUUUCAGAUUCUUUAAAACUAUGUGUGACUGUUUUCAUUCUGGAAAAUGUUGGUAUCAGAAGGCAAAUGAAAUAUUACCAGUGUUGUAGUUCUUGUUCUUUAACAUAUUCCAUUUGGAAAUGUUACCAUUCUGUUUUUCAUUAAUAAUAGGUGAAAUACAGCAAAAUCAAGUUUAUUAUUCAACAACUUUAAUGUCCUUUUUAGCACUGGUAAUUGUUAAUCAAGUUAUUUUAAGUUUUCCUGAAGAAUUUUUUGCCUCUUUUAAAAGGUUAACAGCAUAACUUCCGUAGUAGGUUGAUUGGAUUUUUUCUGAGGUAUAACAAUAAUACUAUUCUAAGAAAAAUGUCAUAAAUUAAAUUAAAAUGGUGAAAUGUUUUAUGUAGAUAUUAGAAGUGGUUCAUAAUAUGUCUGCUUUCUGGGUAAGACUUAAAGUUACUAUUUCUUAUUUGGUAAAUAGAUUUUAAGCCAAUUCUAGCAAGGAAUUAAUAAAACUACCUUAUUUUGUAUUUCACUUUUAGAUAAGGUAGCAGACCUUAACUAAAGAAUCGUAUUUAUUCAUUAUUUUAAUAUUAUAAGGGAAGUAAAAAAAAAAAGUGAGGUAUGGUCUAAAAGAUGUAUAUGAGAAAUAUUGACAGUGGUUAGCAAUAAUGCAGUCCGUUAAGAUUUCUCUAUUCAUGCUAAACUUGAAUAAGAUGGGAUGGCUGAACAUGCAGGUGGUCUUCUAUUUUAAAAGGAAUUGGGAAUUGAUAGAUAUUGUAUAUUCUUAGUCUGGAGAUAAGCUUUGCAAAGACUGGUUGCUUUUCAUAUCUGUAGGUCUGUUGUUCUUUUUCAAGGCAUUUGUGAAGUCACUCCUACUUGGAUAUAGUUAAUUGGCUUAAUUUAAUUUAGUGACAUAAUAAAUCACUUAUAAAAUUUUAAACAUCAAGUGAAAAUUUAGAAAGGCCAUUCUAUAAACUCUAUAAACUUGCUCUGCAAGAAUAUAUUCUAAAUUAUAUGUAGUGAAACUUUAAUGUUCAUUCUUGGCAUUUUUCCUUUAAUAUAGGCUUUUUGGCCUAAUUUUGUUUGGAAAACUGCUUUUCUUCUGAGAACCUUAUUCUGAAUGGUAAUCAACUUUACCAAACCUUCUAGUUCCAGAGCUAACUACUGUUUAAGUUAGUAUUUACUGAAUUUACUUCAUUUUAUGUUUAGCCCAGUGUUAUCAAGGUAAGCAGGGGAAAUGAAGUAUGCCAACUUUUGUCAAAGCAUUUUAGGACAUUGUGGCAGCUUUAGAAGGCUGUCUGAUUUUCUAUUCUUUAGCCAAGGGAGAGCCAGAACAGGUUUUGGAUACUAGAGAAAGUCAUAUGCUUGUACUAUUGCCAUUUUAGAAAGCUCUGAUGUGAAUUCAAAUUAUACCUCUGUUACUUAAAGCCAACAAUUUUAAGGCAGUAGUUUUACUGGCCAUUUGAGUUCUUUGUACAGUGUCAAUUUGUAAAAAAAAAAAAAAAAAAAAAAAAAAUCUCAAAUAAAACAUGAGAUAACAUUUUAAGACUUCCUAAUCAGAGAAUCGCUUCAAAUUUUUUGUUUGGAUUAAUUUUUAAAAUGUAAAGCAUAUACUUGUUGCUUAGAUAUUUUGUUAAUUAUUAUUUCCAUGCUUGAGUUCUGUGCAAGUUUUCAUUAUGUCCAUUGACAAGACAUUGACAAAGAAAACUCAUGAGUGAAUACAUAAUUUAGAAAUGUUAAUAUUAAUGCUCAAUAAACAAAUUCCUUACAA